UCUCCAUGAAGAAUGAUCGGUCAAUUGAUCCUCCACGUAACUUUAAAGAUGGAGGAUGUUCUACUGAUCUGAGGUGAUGUCAACAGGUGACCGUAAUCAUGGUUUGGUACAAAAGCAGCAUCCAGGAAAGGCUGAGUCUUUGAUGAGCAAAGAUGAUCAGAGGAUCUCCAGUUUGUCCACAAAUGUGUGAGAAAAUUAUUGAAAGGUUUAAAAACAAUGAACCUUAAAGUAAGCUUGGAGGGGAUUUCCAUAUUUCUCCCUAUACAGUGCAUAAUAUCAUUAAUUCAAGGAAUCAGGAGGAAUUUCAGUGUGAAAAGAUCAAGAGCACAAGCUUAAGCUGAACGCCUGUGAUCUUCGAUCUCUCAGAUGGCACUGCAUCAAGAACCGCCACUCAACAAUAGCUGAUAUAACCACAUGGGUGAGGGAUUAGUUUAUCUUCCUUUAAUACAGAGUUACAUGCACAAAUGAUACUUAAGACUUUACUGUGGAAAAAAAGAAGGCUUAUGUUAACCAUGUUCUGAAGCGGCGCCAACUUCUCUGAGCUCAGAAGCAUCUAGGAUGGACCAUCACACAGUGGAAACGUGUAUUGUGAAUCAGCAUUCAAGGUCUUUUUUGGAAAAAAUGGACGACGUGUGCUCCGGACCAAAGAUGAAAAGAACCAUCCAGACUGUUAUCAGCCACAAGUCCAAAAGCCAGCGUCUGUCAUGGUAUGGGUUUGUGUCAGUGUCCUUGGCAAAUGUCAUUUACACUUCUGUGAUGGCAGCAUUAAUGCAGAAAAGUACAUGGAGAUCUUAGCUCAACAUAUGCUGCCUUCAAGACGUCAUCUUUUCCAGGGACAUUCAUGCAUUUUUCAACAAGACAAUGCAGAACCACAUGCUGCACACAUUACAAAGGCAUGGCUGCAGAAGAAGAGGGUACAGGUACUGGACUGGCCUGCCUGCAGUCCUGACCUGUCCCCAAUAGAGAAUGUGUGCAGAAUUCUGAAACGAAAAAUGAAACAAUGACGACCCCAUACUGUUGCACAUAUUAAGGCUGACAUCAAAGUCAAUUGUGAUGGAGGGUACAAGACCAGAUUCACCUGAACCCAGCUGUGUCUCCAUGAAGAGCGACCAGUCAAUAGGAUCGCCACCUCAAUUUAAAGAUGAAGGAUGUUCUACUCAUCUGAGUGUGAUGAAGGGUGCGAGAACAGAUUCACCUGAACCCAGCCGUGUCUCCAUGAAGAGCGACCAGUCAAUGGAUCCUCCACAUCACUUUAAAGAUAGAGGUGAUUUUACUGAUCUGAGAUCACAAAAGAAGAAAUUAAAUGUUACUUACAGAGAUCAGCUGGAAUCUAUAUAUAAGGAACUGGAGCUCAAAGUCAUCAGCAUGUUAAAGAAUGAGCUAAACAAGUUCAAAAAGCUCCUGAAUGAAGAUUACCCAGCAUGCUCUGAGCAGGAGGUGAAGGAUGUGGAAGAUCUGAGUAGUUUCAGUGAGGGGGCGCUAAAGAUCACACUGAAUGUUCUGAAGAUCAUGAACCAGACAGACCUCGCUAACACCCUGCAGAGUAAACUUUUAGUCUCUGUAUAUCAGAAAAAAAUCAAAUCCAACCUGAGAGAGAAAUGUAAAAGAAUCAGUGAAGGAAUCUCCCAGCAUGGAAGCUCAGCACUUCUGAAUCAGAUCUACAUAGAGCUCUACAUCACAGAGGGUUGGAGUGGAAACAUCAAUAAUGAACAUGAGGUCAAACAGAUUGAAGCAGCAUCCAGGAGACCAGCAACACAGGAGAUUCCCAUCAAAUGCAACGACCUCUUUAAAGACACGUCCACCAGAACUGUGCUGACUAAAGGAAUCGCUGGAAUUGGAAAAACAGUCUCAGUGCAGAAGUUCAUUCUGGACUGGGCUGAAGGAAAAGCAAAUCAGGACAUCAUCUUCAUAUUUCCACUUCCUUUUAGAGAGCUGAACUUGAUGAAGCAGGAAAAUCUCAGUCUGAUGGAACUUCUUCAUCAGUUUUUCCCAGAAGUGAAAGGUCUGCCAUCAUUAGACUGUGAUGCUUAUAAAGUUUUGUUCAUCUUUGAUGGUCUGGAUGAGUGUCGACUUCCUCUAGAUUUUCAAAAUAAUGAGCGAUUGUGUAACAUAACAAAGUCAGUAAAAAUGGAUGUGCUGCUGACAAACCUCAUCAAGGGGAACCUGCUUCCCUCUGCUCAUCUCUGGAUCACCACUCGAUCAGGAGCAGCCAAUCAGAUCCCUCCUGAGUGUGUAGACCAGGUAACAGAGGUGCGAGGGUUCAGUGACCCUCAGAAAGAGGAGUACUUUAGGAAGAGGAUCAGUGAUGAGAACCUGGCUAGUAAAAUCAUCACUCACAUGAAGUCAUCAAGAAGCCUCUACAUCAUGUGUCACAUUCCAGUUUUCUGCUGGAUUUCAGCUUCUGUUCUAGAGAGAAUUCUGGAUGGAGCCGAGGGGAAAGAGAUCCCCAAAACUCUGACUCAAAUGUUCACUUACUUUCUCAUCUUCCAGAUCAAACACAAGGAACAAAAGUACCUUGGGAAAUCUGACCCUGAUCCAGACCAGACCAGAGAGACGAUACUGGCACUGGGAAAACUGGCCUUCCAACAGCUGGAGAAAGGAAACCUGAUCUUCUAUGAGGAAGACCUGAGAGAGUGUGGCAUUGAUGUCAAAAACACAUCAGUGUACUCAGGAGUCUGCACCCAAAUCUUCAAAAAAGAGGUUGGACUGCACCUGGGUCAGAUCUUCAGCUUUGUGCACCUGAGUGUUCAGGAGUUUCUGGCUGCUUUAUAUGUGUUUCUCACCUUCAUCAACAAAAACAGAAAUGUGCAGGUGAUGCAAAACACUGGAUUUUUUAACAUCUUUAGAAACUAUACAAACAUGUCUGACUUUCUGAAGAGUGCAGUGGACAAGGCCUUACAGAGUAAGAAUGGACACCUGGAUCUUUUCCUCCGCUUCCUCCUGGGUCUCUCACUGGAGUCCAAUCAGACUCUCUUUCGAGGCCUACUGCCACAAACAGGAAGUAGCUCUUACAACAAAGAGGAAACAGUCAGGUACAUCAAGGAGAGGAUCAGUGAGAAUCCCUCUCCAGAGAAAUCCAUCAAUCUGUUCCACUGUCUGAAUGAACUGAACGAUGAUUCUCUAGUGAAGGAAGUCCAACAAUACCUGACCAGAAGAGGUUAUGUUAAUGACGAUAGACUCCGUCUGUCUCCUGCUCAGUGGUCGGCUCUGGUGUUUGUGUUGCUGAACUCAGAUCAGGAGCUGGAUGUGUUUGAUUUGAGGAAAUAUUAUCCAUCACAUGAAGGUCUUCUGAAGAUGCUUUCAGUGGUGAAAGCUUCUAGAAAAGCUGAGUUGGUGUGGUGUGAUCUAACAGAGGAAAGUUGUGAAGUUCUGUCCUCAGUUCUCAGUUUAAACUCCUCCAGUCUGAAACAUCUGAACCUGAAUAACAAUAAACUGAAGGAUUCAGGAGUGAAGCUGCUCUCUGCUGGACUGCAGAAUCCACACUGUAAACUGGAGAUACUGGAGUUGUGGAAUUGUAAUCUAACAGAGGAAAGUUGUGAAGUUCUGUCCUCAGUUCUCAGUUUAAACUCCUCCAGUCUAAAACAUCUGUACCUGAGUAACAAUAGUUUGAAGGAUUCAGGAGUGAAGCUGCUCUCUGCUGGACUGGAGAAUCCACACUGUAAACUGGAGAUACUGUGGUUGUGGGAUUGUAAUUUAACAGAAGAAAGUUGUGAAGUUCUGUCCUCAGUUCUCAGUUUAAACUCCUCCAGUCUGAAACAUCUGAACCUGGGUAACAAUGAACUGAAGGAUUCAGGAGUGAAGCUGCUCUCUGCUGGACUGGAGAAUCCACACUGUAAACUGGAGAUACUGAAGUUGAGGAGAUGCAGUAUUACAGAUGAAGGUUUUACUGCUCUGGCUUCAGUUCUGAAAUCAAAUCCAUCAUCACGUCUGAGAGAACUGUAUUUAAGCGGCAAUAAUCCAGGAGAAUCAGGAGUUAAACUGCUUAAAGAUCUACAGGAGGAUCCACAAUGUAACUUGAAGGAACUAGACAUCAGAAACACAUAUUGGAUGAUGUGAUGAAGAUGAAUAGCAGUGGAGAUAAACACAAUCAUCUUCACACUGGGAUUCUACAUGGUGACACUUCGUUCAGCUUCUUUAUGCUCUAAUCUGUAAACUGUCAUGACAUCACUUCCUGUACAAGAUCAACACUCUCAUACACAUACUGAAGUGCUGAUGGAUGAGAUUGGAGAGUCCAUCAGGUUACUGGUACCAUCUGUAUUAAUCUGAUAGACUUAGUUAAGAUUUGGAAACUGAGUGAGGGUCCAUGAGGACUGCUUUAGAAAACCCUACAUUACCUUGAUGCAUUAGCAUGCAGCCUGUAAUGAAGAAGUUUAAAGUUUUAGAUCUCUAUUACAGAUAUUAGUGAGGUCUUGACGUGAGGAUGCCUUCCUACAUAACCACAAGAUAUUUAGAGGACUGACUGAAGAAAGUCUCUUCUGUAUGAUUCUCAUCCUGAAACUUUCUAAGGGACCUUGUUGAAUGGUCAGAACAGACCUAAAAGGACAUCAAACAGUAGAGGUCCUGGGUUGAGGGGUACAUAAGUCUCCUCAUCAUCUUUUAUCAGAUGCACUUUAUUCUUCUGCUCAUGACAAUGAACACACACAGCAAGAUUUUAAAUUCAUGCAUAUAAAUGCAGCUUCAUUCUGUACUAGUUUUAAUUAAAAAAAAGUUGUCAUGAUGCAAUUGGUUCUUUUCAUUUUUGAAAUGUAAUAAACAAAACAGAUAUUAAUGUAAUUUUAAAAACAAAUAAUUUGUAAUAAUGAAACAUUGAAAAAAGAAUGAAUAAAUAACAUGUAUUUGUA
Molecule: messenger RNA, 4841 nt
Organism: Trichomycterus rosablanca
Lineage: Eukaryota; Metazoa; Chordata; Actinopteri; Siluriformes; Trichomycteridae
Product: NACHT, LRR and PYD domains-containing protein 12-like
Exons: 12
Coding region: 1054-4056 (1000 amino acids)
Biological process (GO): intracellular signal transduction
Molecular function (GO): protein binding
Source: RefSeq, a predicted model, not a curated record